AUGGAAACUUUAGCCAUUUUCGUAUUUUUCAUCUUAUUCCAAAGCUUAGUGCUUAAUGUGUAUGGUUCAUUUCUUCAUGAAAAUUCUUCACACAAUAUUUUACAAGAUCCAUCUCCAUUUCCUUCCGAUUUUCUUUUUGGCACAGCUUCUUCUGCUUACCAGUAUGAAGGUGCGUUCUUGACUGAAGGGAAAGGAUUGAACAAUUGGGACAUAUUUACGCAUGAAAACCCGGGGAAAAUACGUGAUGAGAACAAUGGAGACAUGGCUGUGGAUCAAUAUCAUCGAUUUAUGGAGGACAUCCAAUUAAUGACUUCCCUUGGGGUCAACAGUUACAGAUUUUCAAUUUCUUGGUCUAGAAUUUUACCAAGAGGAAGAUUUGGAGGGAUAAAUUAUUCGGGAAUAAAGUAUUACAACAGGUUAAUCGAUGCUCUCAUUAGUAGAGGGAUUAAACCAUUUGUGACGUUGAACCAUUUGGACUAUCCUCAAGAACUUGAGAACCGGUUUCAAAGUUGGUUAAGCUCCGAGAUGCAGAAUGAUUUCGAGUACUUGGCUGAUUUAUGUUUUAAACAUUUUGGUGACCGAGUUAAACACUGGACCACAUUAAACGAACCAAACCAACAAAUAAUAUUGAGUCAUCUAAAAGGCAAGUUUCCGCCGUCCCGCUGCUCCUUACCAUACGGAAACUGUAGUCAAGGAAACUCGGAAACCGAGCCUUUCAUAGCCGCGCAUAACAUGAUCCUCGCACACGCAAAUGCCGUUCAGAUAUAUCGAACAAAAUAUCAGGGAGAACAAAGGGGAAUCAUUGGCAUUGUAGUGCAAACAUCAUGGUUUGAACCCAUCAGCGAUUCCAUUGCGGAUAAAGAAGCUGCAGAGAGAGCUCAAUCUUUUUAUUCAAAUUGGAUUCUAGAUCCGGUCAUAUACGGAAAAUAUCCAAAAGAAAUGGUGAAUAUACUUGGAUCGGCUUUGCCGCGAUUUACGAGAAAGGAAGGGGAGAUCUUAAAGAAGUCAAGAUUAGAUUUUGUAGGCAUUAAUCACUAUACAAGUUUCUUCAUUCAAGAUUGUUUGCUCUCAUCUUGUAAUGCUGGAGAUGGAGCUUCUAAAGUUGAAGGAUUUGCACUCAAGUUAGACCGAAAAGGCAAUGUUUCUAUCGGAGAACUAACAGAUGUAAAUUGGCAGCACAUUCAUCCGGAAGGGUUCCGAAAGAUGUUGAAUUACCUGAAAAAUAGGUACCACAACAUACCGAUGAUCAUAACUGAAAACGGUUUCGGAGACUUGCAAAAACCCGAGACAACAGUAAAAGAUAUUCUAAAUGAUACUAAAAGGAUACAAUACAUGAGUGGAUAUUUGGAUGCUUUGGAGUCAGCAAUGAGAGAUGGAGCAAAUGUGAAGGGCUACUUCGCAUGGUCACUAUUGGAUAAUUUCGAGUGGUUGUUCGGAUACAAGCUUCGAUUUGGGCUAUAUCACGUUGAUUAUACAACUCUCAAAAGGACACCAAAACUAUCAGCUUUGUGGUACAAAAACUAUAUUGGAGAGAACAUUAGAAGAGGAUAUCCGCACUGUGCCAACACGACUUGUUCAAACGCAGGGAACUUCAUGAGGGGUAGCAUAUACGAAUUGAAUCUGAAGUCGCUUCUCUUAAAUCUCUCCACCUCUACAGACGCAGUAUAUGCCUCUGGAUUCCAGCCAGCCAUAUUAGGGCAGACCUCGGAUGUUGUGUACGGUAUGUUCCUCUGUGAAGGUCAGGUCUCUGUUGACGAUUGUAGAGAGUCGCUGCCAGAGUUAUUAUUGAAACUUGCAGAGAACAGAAAACAGCGAUCACGUGACAGCUCCAUCGUACUUGAGAUGGCGCAAAAGAUACAUUCCCAGCUUGCGUUUUGGUUUUGGAUCCUUCGGCUUGAUAUACACGCUAAUAGGAAAGGCACAGAGGAAAUACCGGACGAUAUAGUGUUGGGGAAGAGUUAUGUAAUGCUACAGUGCACGAGAGACAUAGAUGUUGAUGCCUGUGGUAGUUGCUUGAACAAUUUGACAGCAGAAGCAAAGGACAAAAGCCAAGGCCAAGUCGGGUUGCAAAUGUAUGGAAAUCAAAAAAGAUUCGAAAGACAAGAUCAUCUUGGUGUCGGUUCUAGCAUCAGUUGCAGUAGUAGCUGUUCCAUUUCUUGUCUAUUAUUCGCAUUUUUUUCUUCUCGACGCAGAUCACAGAAUGUGUCAGUUCUUCCCAAGAGCAUGAGAGGCAAAAAUCAGGGACUUGAUCAUGAUGUAAAGAUGAUCGAGGUAGAGGGUGAUGACGGUCAACAGAUGCGCUACAUAAGCCUGCAUACUAUUGUAGAUGCAACUAAUGGCUUCUCUGAUGGUAACAAACUAGGGGAAGGAGGUUUUGGUCCUGUCUACAAGGGAAAAUUACCAAACGGGGAUGAUGUCGCGAUCAAGAGACUCUCAAGAAAAUCAAGUCAGGGUCUUACAGAGUUCAAGAAUGAAGUGAGUUUGAUAAUUAAGCUUCAACAUCGAAACUUGGUGAAACUUUUAGGGUACUGCUUCGAAGAAAAUGAGAGGAUUCUUAUAUAUGAAUACAUGUCUAACAAGAGCCUCGACGCUUUCCUAUUUGGCAUGCAAGUACAUCUUUGA
Molecule: messenger RNA, 2622 nt
Organism: Arabis nemorensis
Lineage: Eukaryota; Viridiplantae; Streptophyta; Magnoliopsida; Brassicales; Brassicaceae
Source: the annotation of a GenBank genome assembly